AUGGAUAUCCUCAAAGUCCUGUCGCGCGGCAUCAAGCAGCCCUCCAAGGGCGCCAAAUCGGCAAACAAUGCGCUGACGAAUCUGCCCUCGGCCGGGAACCGGACGAACCCGCAACUUUUCCACGACGAAGUCCCCUCCGCGCGGGGCCACAAGAGGAAGCGCGGCAAGGAGGAGGUCGAGGAGAAGGAGGAGGAGCAGCUGCCCGAGGUCGACUUCUUCGCGCCGAAGCAGGAAGCCUCGAAGGAGGAUAACAAGGCAAAGAAAGCUGAAGAGGAGGAGAAGGAGGCCGAGGCGCCCGCGGUCAAGCCGAAGCUGCUCCCCGAAGACGAGUGCCGACAGAUCCUCCGCUCCCACCGACUCAAGCUCACCCUCCUCUCCGAGCGCCACAAGCCGGCCAAGGUCACCAAGAGCAAGAAGAAGAAGAAGGUCGCCGUCGAGGUGGAGAAGGGCAAGGAGACGACCCAGCUGCACCCGCAGCCCCUCAACUCCUUCCGCGAGCUGAGGACGAACUUCAACAUCGCGCCGCUGCUGGCGGACAACCUGGCGCACCAGGGCUACAAGGUGCCGACCGAGGUCCAGCUGGGCAGUCUCCCGCUGCUGCUGAAGCCCGAGCUCGCGAUCAAGAAGGUGCCGAACAAGGAGGAGCUGGGCGACGUGUCUCACGGCGUAGACCUGUUGGCGGUCGCGCCGACGGGCAGUGGCAAGACGAUCAGUUUUCUGAUCCCCGCCAUCAACUCGAUCAUGCAGAAGAGGGCGUCUGCUGGCGGGGAGCAGGACGACCCGGAGUUAUCCGCGAUCGUCGUGGCGCCGACGAGGGAGCUGAUUUUCCAGAUUGUCAACGAGGGGCGGAAGCUUGCGCAGGGCUCCGGCAUCAAGGUCGUUGGCAUGAAGAAGGGGAUGCGGAUAGCGUCGGAGGACGACGAGGUUUCCGAGAGCGAGGAUGCGGAGUCUGAUGGGGAGAAGUCGGGGGAUGACGAGGACGAGGACAGCGAGACGGAAGCCGCUAGCUCCAAGCACGUUACCAAGGCGGAUAUUCUUGUUACGACUCCGACGCUGCUCUUCAAUUUCCUCAACUCAGGGUCGUCAAAGGUGCAGCGCGUGCUCCCGACAGUCAAGUCACUCAUUCUCGACGAAGCGGAUGUCCUUUUGGACCCCCUUUUCCGUGAGCAGACGGUGGCUAUCUGGGCGGCUUGCUCGAACCCCGAUCUCAAAAUCACAUUCUGGUCUGCGACUUUCGGAUCCAACAUCGAGAACCUGGUGAAGGAGAUGCAGGCGGAACGCUCGUCCACAAAGCCUCUCUUUCGCCUUGUGGUCGGACUGAAGGACGCAGCCGUUCCCAACGUAACCCACAAACUAGUCUACACCGCAACGGAAAAGGGCAAGCUGCUCGGCCUGCGUCAGCUCCUGCACCCUACCGCCGGAGACGACUCCGGCCCCCCUCUCCGACCCCCGUUCCUGGUCUUCACCCAGACCAUCGAGCGCGCGACGGCCCUCGCGGAGGAACUCAAGUACGACAUCCCGCUCGCAGCCGGCGGCCCCGCCCGGAUCGCCGCCCUGCACAGCGGGCUGUCGGACAAGGCGCGCGCGGGCAUCAUGCGCCGCUUCCGCGCAGGCGAGAUCUGGAUCCUGAUCACGACGGACGUCCUCGCGCGCGGCGUCGACUUCGCCGGCGUCAACGGCGUGGUCAACUACGACGUCCCCGGCUCCAGCGCCGCCUACGUGCACCGCGCCGGGCGGACGGGCCGUGCGGGUCGCGAGGGCGGCGUCGCCGUGACCUUCUACACGACGGACGAUAUCCCCUUCGUCAAGAGCGUGGCCAACGUGAUCGCGCAGAGCGAGAAGCAGGCGGGCAAGACGGGCGAGGAGGCCAACGUGCAGAAGUGGCUGCUCGACGCGCUGCCGAACGUGAGCCAGGCGGACAAGAAGAAGUUGAGGGAGAAGGGCGUGGAGGCGAGAAGGAGUCACGGCGCGGCUAUGAUUUCGACCGAGAGCAAGUGGGAGAGGAGGAAGGAGCAUAAUAAGAAGGGGGCUGCGACGGCGAGUAAGCAGAGGAAGAAGAUGGAGAGGGGGGCUAGGAGGGAUGAGGGGAGUGAUGGUGGUGAGUGGGGUGGUAUUGACGACUAA
Molecule: messenger RNA, 2124 nt
Organism: Colletotrichum karsti
Lineage: Eukaryota; Fungi; Ascomycota; Sordariomycetes; Glomerellales; Glomerellaceae
Product: ATP-dependent RNA helicase rok1
Exons: 1
Coding region: 1-2124 (707 amino acids)
Biological process (GO): maturation of SSU-rRNA
Cellular component (GO): 90S preribosome
Molecular function (GO): ATP binding; nucleic acid binding; RNA helicase activity
Source: RefSeq, a predicted model, not a curated record